This is a messenger RNA of Corticium candelabrum, 1963 nucleotides long. RefSeq lists its product as uncharacterized. The coding region runs from base 23 to 1963 and encodes 646 amino acids. Gene Ontology annotation, molecular function: protease binding; death domain binding. The record is from RefSeq and is a predicted model, not a curated record. NCBI's taxonomy places the organism in Eukaryota, Metazoa, Porifera, Homoscleromorpha, Homosclerophorida, Plakinidae. The transcript is spliced from 4 exons.
UUCCGAUCAGCGGAUUGUCAACAUGGCGUCUACAGCUGGCUGUGUCGACAAGCAGUUUGAGGAGCGUGUUCUAGAUCGCUACCCAGAUUUACUUCAAAGCCUCCGUGUCGCUAGAGUAUUGGGUCCACUUUUUGCAGACGGCGCUGUCACUAAGAAGGAGUUCGACGACAUUUCUGAAGUUUCUUCUCGUAGUGAGCAAGUACAGCGUUUGUUGGAUGUCUUGGCUCGUGGUUCAUCAAGCACGUUUGACAAGUUCUGUACUGUGAUGGAUAAAGAGGAAGGACGUCUAGCUGAGACAGGAUUUCUACAAGAGCAACCAGAUGUUUCUGAUCAGCAAGAUCUGAAGACAGAAACACCAGCUACUCAUGAGAGGCUUAUCGACGAGCGGAUCGUCAGCUUGGCCUAUACAGCUGACGAUUGCGACAGGCAGUUUAAGGAGCGUGUUCUAGAUCGCUACCCAGAUUUACUGCGAAGCCUCAACGUCGCUAGAGUAUUGCAUCCUCUUUUUCAAGUCGGCGCUAUCACUAAGAAGGAGUUUGACGAGAUAUCAGACAUUCGUUCUCGUAAUGAGCAAGUGGAAAGUUUGUUGGAUGUCUUGUCUCGUGGUCCGUCAAACACGUUUGACAAGUUCUGUACUGUGAUGGAUAAAGAGCAAGCACGUCUAGCUGAGAUAGGCGUUCUACAAGAGCAAGCACAUGUUUCUGAUCAACCAGAGCUCAAGACAGAAACACAAGCUACUCGUGAGGAAGGACGAACUGCUCUUGAUAAACAUUUUGAAGCAAAAUCAGAUGUUCAAAGCAAAGAAGAGGAGGAAGGUAAAACCACACUACACAGUAAGAAUAAGAAACGUGGUCUGCCACAUGCUCAUAUUUUAGUUUGGUUACCUGCAGAGCACAGCAUUCAUGCUGAUGACAUCGAUGCCGCUAUUUCCGCUGAGUUGCCUGACCCUAACUCUGACAAGGUGCUGUUUGAUAUAGUCAUGACAAACAUGAUUCAUGGCCCUUGCGGUCGCAUAGACAAGCACUCACCCUGCAUGCGAGAUGGAGCAUGCACGAAACGUUACCCGAAAGAGUUUAAAAGUGAUACUCAGAGCGGCCAUGAUGGUUAUCCAUUAUAUCGACGACGUAAACCCGAUGAUUGUGGCCAUCAAGGAAUAAAGAAGAUCAAAGGUAACGAUGUCUGUAUAGACAAUCGAUGGGUAGUACCUUACUCUCCCUACCUCUGCCGAAUGUUUGCCUGUCAUAUCAACGUAGAGCUUUGUACAAGUGUCAAGUCUAUCAAGUAUGUCCUAAAGUAUGUCAACAAGGGCAGGGACAUGGCAGUUUUUUCGCUAGAAAAAUCCCAACCUAUCGAUGAAAUAGAUCUGUACCAGACAGCAAGAUACGUCAGUUGCAGUGAAGCUUGCUGGAGAAUACUGAACUUUACCAUUCACGAUCGUCAUCCAGCAGUGACAAACCUUCAUGUCCACCUACUAAAUGGGCAGAGGGUUGUUUACAAUGAUCAAAAUGCUGUUGCUCUUGCUCAACGUCCACCUAAAACCACGUUGACAGCUUUUUUUGAUCUCUGCGCUCGGUAUCGUCCAGAUCUUGACCAGCUUGCUACGCCCGACCAGAGGUUUGUUCAAAAUUUGCUUUAUGUAAAUGUACCCGAGUACUUCACAUUUCAUUCAGGCACCAAAACGUGGAACCCUCGAAGGCUUGGCACAGCUGUUUACAGUGAUGGUCAAAUAACUUCAUUUAAAAAAAGUGAGGUCAUUGGUCGAGUGUACGCCGUGCAUCCUAAGCAACAGGAAUGCUUCUUUUUACGCCUUCUGCUUCACCAUAAGCGGGGACCUUGCUCUUUUGAUGACUUGCUUACGAUUGAUGCACGAAAGUGCCAGACUUUUCGCGAAGCAUGUAACUGCAUGGGUUUGUUGGAAGAAGACUUGCAUUGGGCCAUGGCCAUGCAAGAGGCAGCCAUGUGA